UGCUGCUGCCCGUACGCCGAUGCCGCCGUGGCGGCCUGCGGGCCACUCUGCAGCCCCAAGCAGAUGAACGGCACCAGGGUCCUGGACUAUUUCCCUCACAAGUCAGCCAUGGCGGUGGACAUCGAGUGCCGCUACAGCUGCGGGGCUCCCGUCCUGCACAGGGAAAGAUUUUCCCGGCAGAUCUUUUCCCAGUCCAGCAAACCCCUGAGGUCCUGCAUCCAGAAGAGCGGCCAGGCCCAGGCUCAGGGCCGGGACUGGGGCCAGGACCAGGACGAAGGUGCCGGGGUAGGGGCCCCGCCUCCCCGAGACAAGAGGGCGAAGAAGAGGGUGUCCUUUGCUGACCACCGGGGCCUGGCCCUGACCACCGUCAAAGUGUUCUCCGAGGCGGACGACCCCUUGGACAUCCCGUUCAACAUCACCGAGCUCAUCGACAAUCUGGUGAGCUUGACCACCGCGGUGGAGAAGGAGAACUUGAUGCUGGACUUCCCGCAGCCCUCGGCCGACUACCUGGACUUCAGGAACCGGCUGCAGGCCGACCACGUGUGCCUGGAGAACUGCGUGCUGAAGGACCGUGCCAUCGUGGGCACGAUCAAGGUGCAGAACCUGGCCUUCGAGAAGAGCGUCAAGGUCCGCAUGACCUUUGACACCUGGAAAAGUUUCACUGACUUCCCAUGCCAGUAUGUGAAGGACACCUACGCCGGCUCAGACCGCGACACCUUCUCCUUCGACGUGCGCCUGCCAGAGAAGAUCCAAUCCUAUGAGCGGGUGGAGUUCGCCGUGUGCUUCGAGUGUGGCGGCUGCACCUACUGGGACAGCAACCGGGGAGCCAACUACCGGAUCAUCUGGGCGGAACCGCGGGCGGCGGCGCAGUGGCCGCCGCGGCCCCCGGGAGAGCCGGACGCCGGAAGCGCCUUUGACCAGUUUGGGAGCCCCCGGUGCUCCUACGGUGUGUUUCCCGAGUGGCCGAGCUAUCUGGGCUACGAGAAGCUUGGUCCCUAUUACUAGCCUUGGCCUUCCCUGACGGACUGGGGGCCUGCCUGCCUGUCUGUCGGUCUGGCAGGCCCAGUGGUGGACCGACAGACGGACAGACAGAUGGGAGCGGCCGCUUUGCCUGGGCUGGGAGUGGCCGCUGGACCGGACCUGGGGUAGGGGUGGGGGGAACUGCCGUCCCGUCCCAUUCCGCAGAGACCCCCCAGCUGAUCCGGUUCAGGUUUCCCAUCCUGGAGGUCAGCCAGCCCCUCCGAGGGCUCACGCGGUUUGGUCCGGUACUACUCGGCCUGUCCCUCACCAUGCUGCUAGUCCUCACCAGUCCAAACACUUAACACUUAAGAUGUUUACCCGUUGUGUAGUUGGGGGUGGCGUCCUUGGGGUGCCCCCUCGCUACAUGCCAAAUUUGGCUUCGUGAGGGGACGUGGGAAUCCGCUCUCCUUUCUUUUUGUUUUUUAUCUGUAGUGUUGCAUUUCACUCACAUUGCGAGCCCCUUUUUUUUGUCUUUCAUUUCCGUAUCCACGUCUGCGCUCUGGUCUCCCCAACAAGGUCAAGAUGGCAGGGAUGGGUGAGCGUCUCCUCCCUGGCUUCUCCCAGCCCAGCCCCGUGCCUUCUCCGGCGGGAGGGGACACAGAGGGAUGGCAGCAGGUGCUCACGGAAUCCAAGGACUCUGGGGGCCGUCAGACAGGAUAGGGCAGAGGGGCCGCAGUGCGGCGGUUGGGAGGUUCGUGGUGACUCCCGGGUAACAGGGGUGCUGCGGGCCUCCCGGGCUGAGGCCCCAGAUGGCUCGAAGCGUCGUUUCGGCCUGACCAGUCAGGCAGGUUUGGGAGAAUCCCGUCCCUCCCGGUGUGGGUCCUUCUACCCUGUCGGAGACGCUCAGCUGGAGGGACACAACAGGCAGGGUCGCCUCCAGUGGCUUCUGGUUCAGAAGUUGGGGCAGAUGCGCUUUAUUAUUAUUAUUUUUUUGAUUACGAUGAUGAUAUGCAGGUCACUUUAUAAGAAUCCUAAGACUGUGUGGUUGUGAGAGUCUUCUUAUUUGUAGCUGUGUGUAUGUGUUUGUGUAAGGGGGAGUGAAAGAGAAGCUGAGGGCUCCCUCUCUUUAUUUUAGCUUUUAAAGGUUUUGUAGACACUGAAAACUCUGCUGCGCCUGCACCAAUCGGUGGCUCUUAACCAAUCUGUCAGUUAGUUAGCAGUAGUAUCUAUUGAGGGCCUGCUUGGGCAACGCGCUGUACUGAACACUUGGGAGAGGACAGUUAGAAUUAGCAGACAAGAUCCCUGCUCCCUAGGGGUUCCCGUUUGAGCAGGGGAGACAGAUGGUGACAUCAGUGACAGACAGGAAGAGGGCCGACUGGGCCAAAGCAAUAUAUAGAAGUUGUCUUGGCCCCCAGUGGCAGCCACGGGUUCUGGUAGGGUAGAUUUCUCCUGAUGGGAAGGGGUGGGUAGGGGUGCGGGAACCUCCCUGAGCACCAGUGGAUGGCUCCAGUGGGGUGGAACUGGAAAAUAGUCAAAUGAGGUCACGGGUGACUUCCGUCUCAUCGGGCCAGAACCACCCGAAGUCAGCCCACACCAAGUGGACCAUGGCCCAGCUCGCCUCCUGGGGCUUGGGCCAGUCCAAGUGGAGGUGCCGGCCGAGGGGCUCUGAGAACGAGGCUCCCUUUGUAACAUAAAACAGACUCCUCUCGGGAGUCUCCGAGGCUGGGUAGCCUUAUCCUCGGCCUUUUCCGGCACAAUGGGUGCCCUGUUCGGUGUCGUUUUUGAUCUUGCGGGGUGACGCUGUCCCUGAGCGUCCUGCGCCGUGCCACUGGCCGACACUGUCCUGCGCUGUGACCUGUCCCGCACUGCCUCACAACUGAUUCGAUGUCCUUGACGGUCUGCACUGCGACACCGUCCUGUGCCGGCCUGUGGUUGUGAUGUUGCCCUGGACCGUCCUUCUGGCCGUAGAGCCUCCCGGUUCUGCCAUCGCGUCUCCCUAGACGGCGCCCCCCUGGCAGUGGGCUCUGUGGAGCCCCUGCCAGCUGUCCUGAGACCAGGGGAAGCAGAGGCUCAGUGAACAACCCACCCCUAGAGUCGGGCCCCCCUGAAACCACCUCCUCAAGUCGGUGGGCCGGAGCCCUCUCUGCUCGCAUCAACCCUCAAACCUACACAGGAGCAGAAUGAGUCAGCCACGACACAGUAGCAAUGAUGACGACCUCCGAUGGGGAGGUGGAAGCCCCAGCCGUGCUGCGGCGGGGCCUUUGGUCUGGGUCAGAGCCCAGGUUGGAGCUUCCUGUGGGCCCCCCUGGCAGCUGAAGGAUGGCUCACUUGCCGGUGUCGGCAUGGUCCGGGCUCCUCGGACAAUGAUCUCGUUCUUUGGUUCAGGGGUUGUUGGGAAAUUUUUGUCCCAGUGAGACCCUGCUAAGUUUUGUGUCAGUCUUUGAGGUAGAGGAAUGAAGGCAGGGUCCGAGAGUAACCAUUUCCAAGAGGCCUAGCUAUUCUCCCAAGCCAUGAGCUCCCAAUGGCCUCUGGCAGGCUCGCCGCCUGUUCCCUGUAGACUUUUUGCAGGGGAAGAUGAAGUGGGGUGGGGCAGGCUGGGAGGGGAGGGCACCCCGAGCAUCAGGGACGAGGUUUCCCCACUGUGGUCAGAUAUCCCCUAUCAAGGAGAGGUUUUAGAGAUGGCACAUUUGAACAUAGAGGAGAGACUCACCUUGGAUCUUUACAUCAUCAUUUGCUGUUUAAAAGAAGUCUUAGCCUAAGGGUCCCUGACUGGGCCUCGCAAUGGGUGGCGCUCCGCUGUGACCCUGCGUCGACUGCCUCUGCUAGUCACGGAUGUCUCUGGGCCUUGACAUUUGAUGGGAGCUGAUGAAUCCAGCCUGUCCCGAGGUCACUGGCUCCGAUCUGCUGCAUGGCCCCCUUCGUCCAGCUUGGAUCUCCUCCUCUCAGUGCUGGAGUGGAGCAGAGAACCUGCCCAUUCUGAACGUUUGCCCGGGGCUUGGCCUUCUCCCGGGGUAGCCCAGAGGGACAUGGGAGGUCAGGGCUUGGGGAGGGCUAACUUGGUCUCUUCCAGGUCGUGACAUAACUGAAAGUUUCCUAUCCUGACCCUCGGGUAGCCUUUCAGCUCCAGGAAACUGGCUCUCAAAUCAGCGGAGAUGGGAAAGGAUGUGGUUUUUACGUUUCUCUCUUUCUGUCUUCCGCGAAAAUGUAGAAGCGAGGGGCUUGUCUUCUCCUUUCAUGCCUGGAAGUGCCUUGUAAAGACAUUUCUGCGUGUGUUUAAAAUAAAAAAAUAUUUUUGUACACAAAGUUCAAGGAGAACAUGCACUUUAUAAUCACAAGAAUGGAUCUAUUCUGUGUUUUAAGGAAACGGUUUGGUUUUUAUCGCAAAGUGAAACUAUAAUAAAGGGAAAACCAAAACAGAAACA
Messenger RNA from Tachyglossus aculeatus (Australian echidna), 4382 nucleotides. RefSeq names its product protein phosphatase 1 regulatory subunit 3B (gene PPP1R3B). Gene Ontology annotation, molecular function: protein phosphatase 1 binding; glycogen binding. Gene Ontology annotation, biological process: regulation of glycogen biosynthetic process. Bases 64 to 1005 code for a protein of 313 amino acids. The transcript has 2 exons. The record is from RefSeq and is a predicted model, not a curated record. Gene Ontology annotation, cellular component: protein phosphatase type 1 complex. NCBI's taxonomy places the organism in Eukaryota, Metazoa, Chordata, Mammalia, Monotremata, Tachyglossidae.